Messenger RNA from Opisthocomus hoazin, 1158 nucleotides. Lineage: Eukaryota; Metazoa; Chordata; Aves; Opisthocomiformes; Opisthocomidae. The record is from RefSeq and is a predicted model, not a curated record.
UAGUAAAAGAAGCAGUAGAGCUGUUUGGCCUGUGACAGAAUUAUGGUUCGACUAACAACAGACCUACUUGCUAAAAGCAUCAGUCGCAAGAAUCGCAAUGAAGACGACUUUGGACAGUAUCUGCGAAAAAUAACUCAUCUGAAUUUCUCAGAUAAAAAUAUAGAUGCAAUUGGUGAUCUCUCUUUGUGUAAAAAUCUUAGAGUUCUGUAUUUAUAUGAUAACCAAAUCAGUCAAAUCCAGAACCUGGACUUUGCUUCAAAUAUAACGCACCUUUACCUUCAAAACAAUUGUAUUUCAUGUAUGGAAAAUCUCUCGUCGCUGAAAAACCUUGAAAAACUCUAUCUGGGGGGCAACUGCAUCACUGUUGUAGAGGGUUUGGAUAAAUUAGAAGAAAUAAGGGAGCUACAUAUUGAAAGUCAAUGCCUCCCACUUGGUGAAAAGCUUCUGUUUGAUCCAAGAACUCUUAGAUCCCUGGCAAAAUCUUUGUCUGUGUUGAAUAUCAGCAAUAACAACAUUAAUGAAUUAAAAGAACUGGCAGUUUUGGAAAAUCUUUCUUACCUUAGAGCAGUUGACAAUCAACUUCAACAUAUGAAGGAUUUGGAGGUUGUAUUAAACAAAUGGACAAAGCUACGCAGAAUGGAUCUUACAGGAAACCCCUUGUGCCACAAGCCGAAGUACAGGGACAGGAUUGUGGUACAGUCACGAACUCUGGAAUCCCUUGAUGGGAAAGAAAUUAAAGAAAUAGAAAGACAGUUCCUAGUGAAUUGGAAAGCCUCCAAAGCUGCCAGGAGAAAAAACAAAGAAAGAAUGACAAAUGAGCAUGCAGUCCAUCUACAUUGUUCUGACUUUGAAAUACUUUAUCCUACUCUUCCUUUUCACUACAGUCCAUCUGUGAAACAAAAUCCAAAUUUUUUACUUUUGUCUGAGAUGCACAGAGUCGAAAGAAAACCUCUGCCAAGAAUCCUAGAAAAAAAAUUGUCAUAUGAAAACUCAGGCAGGGAUAAAGCGGCGCAUAGAACUGCCUGUGAUACAGCUGUAAAAGCCACACAAUACAAAAGUUCUGCGACUGGGGCAGAAAGGGAAGAAAAUGGCCAAGAAAUCGAGUCGGUGUUCAAGAUGUGCCCAGUGACUUUUCAGGAUGAGGAUUCAGACACGUGA